This is a messenger RNA of Oppia nitens, 1539 nucleotides long. RefSeq lists its product as uncharacterized. Bases 1 to 1539 code for a protein of 512 amino acids. The record is from RefSeq and is a predicted model, not a curated record. The transcript has 7 exons. Lineage: Eukaryota; Metazoa; Arthropoda; Arachnida; Sarcoptiformes; Oppiidae.
AUGAUUUUGAAAAAACCCAAAAAAUCGUUUUACUGUGUGACGGGAUAUUUGCCGCCAAUUAAUACAAUACUUGACGAUAAUUGUGAAACCAAUAUAUCAGUAAAAUUUAAUAAGUCAUCCUGUUGUCAAUUGGGCGACGAUUUUAGUCCGUCGGUGACCGCCCGGUGCGAUCGCGGCCUAAUGUAUAUCAAUGUUGUAACCCAACAGCCGUUUUGGGGUGUAGUCCAUACCCACGAGCAUCGCCAGCACCCGUGUCUAGUGGAUGGCCAGGGUAGCCUAAAUACUACACUGAAAGUUAGUCUAUUGGCCAAUGAAAACGAUGAAAUCUAUUGCGGUGUCCAAAAAUAUAAGGGCGAAAGGGCUGUCUAUUUGAAUGUUAGACCACAUAAAUCACUGGAACUGUCGGACGAUAAAAAUUAUAUACUAACCUGUGGACAGUCGGCUUAUAAAAAUGUCCGUGGCGGUACAUAUAAAGUAACACUAAAGUUAACCGACACUAAUGGCCAACGAUCGGGACGUGUAAUACAUGGGAACUCAUAUAUAUUGAGAGCACAGUUGACUCCAUACGAUAGCAUAACAUCUCUACGUUUGAAAAGUUGUUUUGCAUUUUCGGAUGACUAUACAAACAUUGCCGAAAAGUCAGGACAGGUUGAACUGGUCGACCGGUUCGGGUGUCCCGUGAAUGAUGACCUGAUGUCACCGUUUGUCUACAAUUCGACCGAUUCGGCCGAAUCGGUAAUCUACGAAAUGUUCAAAUUUCCCGACGGAAACAAAUUGAAUAUACAGUGCGACGCUGUCCUAUGUCGGGGCGGUUGUCAGGAACCGGUAUGCGAUAGUAGUAGUAGUGCCGGUUCAGGCCAUAAGGGUGGCCGUGAUCUGGCUUUAGACGGCUAUUCACAGCUAUCGGCGUCGACAUCGGUCUAUGUUUUUGAACCAUCAGACGAGUCAUUAACACUGGAAAACCUAUCGGAAUGUACUGAAUGGCGGUUCCCAUGGCUUAUAACACUAUGUAUAAUAUUAGCCAUACUAUUGUUAUUGAUGUUAUUGGUUAAUAUGUUUAUGUGUUCAUCCCUGACCUGCCGGUGCAUCAAAACUGAGAUUGAAGAACAAGAACCGGACCAAACGGUCGACGAGUACGACCCCUAUAGGGCUGACUGGACUACAGCCAACUCCCGGUACGGGGGGUCGCGUAUGUCGAUCAACGAUACGACCCUAAAGUCUAAUCCGAUCCGAUCUCAUCAUAAAUCAUACGGUGAUUUGCGGUCACCGGCUAAUACAGGUGGCGGUGACAUUGGCUAUCAUAACGAUAGCUAUAUACCCGAUCAUCAUCGGUCAUACUCGACACUACCCUAUCAUAGAUCACCGGCACCUCCCGGACCUGGACUGCCCGGACCCCCCCUAUCAACCUAUUCGACACAAUCGUUGAAAAAACAGAAACCAAUUAAGACUAUCGAAAUUGAUUAUUCAUUGGAUAAUAAUAAUAAUAAUAAUAAUAAUUUAAACAAUCCUAACCAACCGUAUACUGAUUAUCGUAGAUAA